GAUCGAGCUAGGGUUUUGAAUCCGCCGAAUCGAUGACGAUCGAGAGCCAUAUCCAGGUUCGAGAUUUAUAAACCAGAUCGAGAUCGAGAUCGGAGAAAGUAGCUCGCUAGAUCUGAGAUCGGCGGCGGCGGCGGCGGCCGGAAAAUGGGGCGGGGGAGAGUGGAGCUGAAGAGGAUCGAGAACAAGAUAAACAGGCAGGUGACGUUCGCGAAGAGGAGAAACGGAUUGCUGAAGAAGGCGUACGAGCUCUCCGUGCUCUGCGAUGCAGAGGUCGCGCUCAUCGUCUUCUCCAACAGGGGAAAACUCUACGAGUUCUGCAGCACUUCCAACAGCAUGCUCAAAACUCUGGAAAGGUAUCAAAAAUGCAGUUAUGGUACACUGGAAGUUAAUCGCCCAAACAGAGACAAUGAGCAAAGUAGCUACAAGGAAUACUUAAAACUGAAGGGCAAAUACGAGUCACUACAACGGUACCAAAGACAUCUUCUUGGGGAGGACUUGGGGCCCCUAAGUAUAGAUGAGAUUGAGCACCUUGAGCAUCAGCUGGAUACGUCGCUGAAACAUAUUAGGUCUACCAGGACUCAAAUGAUGCUUGACCAGCUAUCUGAUCUUCAAACGAAGGAAAAGCUUUGGUUGGAGGCUAAUAAAACUCUUGAGUCAAAGCUUGAAGAAAUAUAUGUGGAAAAUAACAUUCAACAGCAAUGGGGUGACCAAAGUGGUUCAUACGACCAGCACCACCAUCACCAUACAGAUCAUCACCAUCAUCAUGAUCACGUUCCUCAUCAUCCUUUCUUCCAACCCUUGGACUGUGAUUCCACUUUGCAUAUCGGGUUCAAUCCGGUAGCUGCUGCUACUUCCACCCAAAUAACAACAGCAAGUAACGCACAAAAUGUCAACGCCGUGCUCCCCGGAUGGAUGCUUUGACAUAUAUAUGAUACAUAUAUAUGAUCAGAGAAUUUGAUCACAAUUGAUGAUGAAGAAGAAGAAGAACAAGCGUGAGGACCUCAUCAAUUAUCAAUCUGCAAUAAGCACUCCCUUCAUCGAUCUUGAUUGAUUGGCCGGCGGCGGCCUGGACUAUAUUGUAUUAGAGACCUACUCUACUGUAUUUAAUUUGUGUGUGUGUUCAAUUUUCUUAUAUGCUUAUUAUUGUACAAUAAGAUAAUGUAUCUUGU
Molecule: messenger RNA, 1169 nt
Organism: Cuscuta campestris
Lineage: Eukaryota; Viridiplantae; Streptophyta; Magnoliopsida; Solanales; Convolvulaceae
Source: the annotation of a GenBank genome assembly